This is a messenger RNA of Blepharisma stoltei, 975 nucleotides long. The record is from the annotation of a GenBank genome assembly. Lineage: Eukaryota; Ciliophora; Heterotrichea; Heterotrichida; Blepharismidae.
AUGAAUUAUAGAUACGGAUUGUUUUUCUCAAAAAAAGAAUUAAAAAAUUGUACAAUUAAAGAGGAUAAACUAUCUCAAAUUUCUCCAAUAAAAAUUCAAGUUUUCUCAUCUCUGGCUAAAGAAACUAUAUUUUCCAUAAAAUUAACUGUCACAUAUUUAAAUAUGACGACUAGAAAACGAACAAUUUUUUCAGUUAAAGAAAAUUUACCCCCAAAUUUUGCAGAGGAGAUUAUAGAACUUGAACUGAAAAUUGACAACAGCUGUGACAUAGAGACCGUAAAUUCUAUCGUAACUUAUUAUUCUGUAAGAAAUAUUUAGAAAGCUAUCGAAUAUUAUGAGUCUAUCAAAGAUAUGAGAUACAAAGCAUACUCAAAAAGACUGCAGAACCUGCUACUUCGAAAAGAUGUAAAAAAUAUUCUUCAGUAUACAAAUGAGCCAAAAAAAAGGAAAAAUCCGCUUAUCAGGACUUUUACAGGCCAUUCUAUGACAUUAACAGAACUUCGAGGGGUCGAAAAUGCUAUGAAAGAGCAUACCAAUGAAUCUUUAAAUUCUAAAGUUCUGAUACAAGAAAAUUUAAAAAAACAAGAUGAUAUGCUUGAAACUAAGGUUAAAGAAAGGAGAGAUAAAAUUAGAAGUAGGGCUGGAAGUAUUGAUUUAUUUUAUGAAAGUGAUAUCUGUGGAGGGAUACCAAAUAUGGAUGAUUUAAGGGAGUUCGAAGAGAGCCUUGAAAAAAUCAUGGAAAAAUACAUAAUGGAAAGACUUAAAAGAGUGCAAAAUAUUAAAGAUACCUACGCAAUGCAGAUUUCUGAAACAAAUGAAAUGGGUAAUAAUGAAAUCAUAAAGCUUGUUAUCGAUGAGAUGAAGAAAAACAUGAAUAAAGAAAUCGAGAUCACUAUUAGUGAGCUCGAUGCCAAUAAAGCUAAAGAAAUAGAAAAACUCAGGGCAAAAAGCCGUAUCCCAUUAACGAGUAGGUAA